AUGACCUUCCCUCUUAUAAUUCCAUCGGGUGUCCAUCAGGUCAUCAUAGCUACAACUUUGUUAGCUGUUCUAGCUUUCGCUGAGCCACCGCCAUCACCAUCCUACCUCCCUCCCUCAACACGCAGCCAGCAGGGCUACCCUCAAGGUCCUCCUUCAGGCUUCUUAGCAUCAGCCGGGCCCCAGGUGGUUGCUGCUAGAACCUUCAACCGUGGACCACAGGGAGGCCAUGGAUCGCAUGGUCUUCAAGGCAACGAUUUUGCCAGGAAUAGUCCUCAUGGCCACGGUAGCCAAGGGGCUCACGGCCGUGAGUCCCAGAGCGGGUACCCCAGUGCUGAAGACCAAGGAUAUGACCACAACGCGUCUCCUUUCGGCCGGAACGCUCUUGAUGAUGCCAAUCCAGAACCCGCGAAUUACAACUUUGGAUACAUGGUGAAUGAUUACCAAGAAGGAACUGAUUUUGGUCAUCACGAAGAAAGACAGGAGGAGAAGGCGUUGGGAGAGUACCAUGUUGUUUUACCAGAUGGCAGGAAACAGACUGUGAGUUACGAAGCCGACGAGCGUGGCUUCAAGCCUCACAUCUCUUACCAAGACGCAGACUCCGAUAACCUUGGUCGCUCCGGCUAUGACUCCAACGCCAACAACUUUCGCAGUAAUGGCGCCUCCCGUAGCAACCACGGCAAUGGUUAUAAUGGUAACCAUAGCAACGGGCGCAACAGCGGCUACUGA
Molecule: messenger RNA, 726 nt
Organism: Amyelois transitella
Lineage: Eukaryota; Metazoa; Arthropoda; Insecta; Lepidoptera; Pyralidae
Product: pro-resilin-like
Exons: 6
Coding region: 1-726 (241 amino acids)
Cellular component (GO): extracellular matrix
Source: RefSeq, a predicted model, not a curated record